This is a messenger RNA of Phytomonas sp. Hart1, 1182 nucleotides long. The record is from the annotation of a GenBank genome assembly. NCBI's taxonomy places the organism in Eukaryota, Euglenozoa, Kinetoplastea, Trypanosomatida, Trypanosomatidae.
GAAACUAGCGUUCUUAUGUCAUGAAUUUCUUUAUUCAAAUUUUUGACAUUAUUUUGGUUUCAAGUAAAAGUGGCAAAUAAAAAAAUACGGAAAAACGUGAGCCAUGAGUGAAGAUGAAAUGUCCUUUAAAUAUAUUAGCAGGGACCUUCGCUCCUUUGCAGGGUCAGGCCAAGGUUGCAGUACGAAGAUCCAAAGUAACAAAUUGAACUCAAACGACAAUGGUGAGGUCAAAACAAGAAAACGCACCGUUCACGAAAUUGAGCGAGAUGUCAGGAUCCGUGGUAUCAUUACCGCACAUAACAUUCCGUCUGAAAAGUCCUGUGUCUCUCAAUCCCUAUCACACAGUUUACCUCUUCCGUGUGAUGUAUUACCUUCAGCCCCAUGCAACGGUGCGACAGGAAAGGAUAGAAUCGAAACCGACUUCUCUUCCUAUUCUCAUGCGGAGGGUGGUUCACCUGGUACGGUAACGACAGGGACCCGAACCCCGGUUCAUGCGAGGCCUUUUCCGAGUCCAAAAAGUAACUCGUCAACCGCGAUCCCUUCGGCCCGAUCCGGAAGGUUCCAUCCCUCUCGUGAACAAGGCCCGCAUCAUCACAGGAACAACCGCAGCGCCGUUGUGGCCCGCAAUGCCCUGUGCGAGGUUGAUCCCGUCACGAAGCAAUGCAUGCAGGUGAGUGUGCCUUCCCUCUCCACGGCCCAAUCGGCCUCAUCGAGAACGGCAGGAUCACUUCAUACUAGUAUUAAUCGAGCCCCAGGUCGAGGUCGAUUCGACAACGAUAACAGGGGAAGGGAAAAGAGAGGCCGAUCAGACUACGGAACUCGCUCUCGUACUGUUAUUCAUCGUGUCGAAUCUGCACAUAAUGCGAGCAAUAGAACGUUUCGUGGUCAUCAUGAGGAUAGCGCGAGAAGUAGACGAGGUCGUGGUGGAUACGAAAAUGUAAACUGAGAAUCCUUGUGUAUAAUAACGAGUUUUUCAGGAAAAUCAGAUCUAAUGGCCUGUAUUCUGGCAUUUUACUUUCUCUGUUUAUGUGUGCGUUUGUUGCUUCUUCAAUUUUUUUCUAAAUUGGAUGGCGCCUAGGGUAGCUUGUUGAAGUUCGGUUUUAUUAAUUACUAACCGCAUUAUAUUUUUAAGAAUUAAAACAACUUUGAAGUCAAAAAGAGUCCUUUGAAUUUAUCUCCAAU